Messenger RNA from Puccinia graminis f. sp. tritici CRL 75-36-700-3, 975 nucleotides. RefSeq lists its product as uncharacterized. NCBI's taxonomy places the organism in Eukaryota, Fungi, Basidiomycota, Pucciniomycetes, Pucciniales, Pucciniaceae. The transcript has 7 exons. The record is from RefSeq and is a predicted model, not a curated record. Bases 203 to 790 code for a protein of 195 amino acids.
GACUGCUGUGCUGAAUCUGAUGGAUUGAUGACCAUCCACAUCGAUUCCAUCGUUCUUCUGCUCUUCUUGACCCCGUACCUUCCCCUCGGUCACGAAAAACAAAAAACAACCACAUUAUCCUCACCUGACCAUAAUUUUCAAAAACCAACGCUUAACUCCAAUUGCCAUCUCGGUUGAUUCGAUUUUUCAACAGUUGAUAAUAAUGGAGGCAGACCCUUAUGUUCAGAAAGCAUCUGAAGAUGCCCCUACUCAACAGAAGGCCGAAGAAGUCGAUAAGAUUGUCGAACACGUUAAGACUGCCAUGCUCACUACUCGACACAAUGGCGGUGCUUUGAACUCGCGCGCUAUGGUACCCGCAUCCAAAAAAGGCUUGGUAUUCGAAUUUGUGGCCAAUAACCAUUCGGAAAAAUUCGAAGACCUUCAACACGACCCCUCCUGUAACGUAUCUUUUUACGAUCCCGCCAACACUGAUUGGGUAUCAGUUUCAGGCCAAGCGAAAAUUAUCGAAGAUCAUGAGGAAAUAAAGAAGAUUUGGAGUUCCUCUCUUAGCGCCUGGUUCGGGAAUUUGGGUGACGGCAAACACACCGGUAAUUAUGAUGAUCCGAGAGUCGCGGCCAUCCAAGUUAAGCCGACUGAAAUACGCUAUUGGAACGCGAAGAGCAAGGUAUCACAAACGAUGGAUAUCGCUAAAGCCAAGAUAACCGGUAACGCUGCUGCACCUGGCGUGCUGAGAAUCAUCAACACCAAUGAAUUGAGCCAACUUCGUGACAUUAACGGUAAAAAUGUUUGAAUUUUGAAAAGAUGAAAAAAAAACUUUAUGGUUAUUUAUGUGUCCCAUCAAAGCAGUCAACAAAACCAAAUGUAGUCAUUGCUUAGAUAAAUAAAGCCGUCCAGCCUCCAAGUGUGUGUCGUGUUACACUGUUUUAGCCAUGUUUUUUUUUUCUUCACAUCAAUGUAUCUGAAAUGAAAUUGUCA